AUGUAUACAUCCGUAAUCUCAGAACAGCUAAAUAGGCUUGCUCAGCGGUUCGGUGUACAUCUCCAACUUCCAGAAGCUUCUCAGCCAGUUCUCAUAUAUGGACCUUCCAGCGGUGUUCUACUAGUGCGCAAAUUCAUAAUGGUCAUAUCGCGCAUUCAACAUUUACAGGGUUUGUCACCAAUUGUCCUAUCAUUUGAUGUGCAUAUGGGAGAGCUUCGCUCGGACAUUGAAAGCACUCAAAAGGAAUUUGGUGUGAUGGUUUACUCAAAAAAGAAAAACAACGCACACGAUUUAGUGGCAGUAUCAGUGCGGUCUACAGAAGAGAAUAUGCUGAAAGUUAUUCGUACGAGAGAGUAUCUGCUUGGAUUAACUCUAACAAACUUUUUGGAAAAUGAAUACACUGGAUUAGAAACACCUCAAGGUACAUCUGAGGAAAAGCUUGUAUUGCCCAUGAACUCACUUUUUAAUGCACUUCCCGAAACACCAAAAAGCCCAAACCCAUUGGAUUCGCCAAUAGCUUCAUCCAUACUGAAGGGAGCUAAGGAGUACAACAAGAAAAACGAUUUGUGGAACAAGACGGUUGCAGCGAGAGCAGAUCGAGAGCAGAUGCUGCUGAAGGCUACGCAAGCAGUCUUUGACGAUAAUGCGCUCACGAAAUCAGUUCCAAGAUAUCCAACAGAUCUCUGGGCAGGCUACGGUUUCAGCUGCUCACUGCCGGCUGACCUAUUGAAAGGGAUAUUAGACAUACCAGAAGAUAAUGAAGUUCCAGAGGGAAGACCAAUUUUGGGCAGAGAUGCUAAGACCAGGAUUGUGUGCCGUACGCGAAGAAGACGAGCUGUCCGAGUUUUCUGGGUCAUUCAGCAGCAAUUCGAUGAAUUCCGCCAAUCGAAUACCAUAGUAUACAUGUUUCAAUCAACAAAGGCAAACUACUACAUAGCAUUUUCAGCAUUUUCCGCCUCCACUUCUAUAUUUGACUCUUCGCCUAUAGUUGCGGAAUUCACGUGGGACAUUCGAGUUUUCGUAGAUCCGGCAAUGGUGCUUGCACAACUGGGUUGCAGUGAAUAUAUGACACAAUUACGAGAACAAGAGAUCGACAUGCACGCUUUUCUUCUGUUGGAUGAGCAAAACCUCAAGGAUAUCGGUGUGUCCACGAUUGGUGCUCGUAAAAAGAUACAUCAUGCUAUAAUCAGUGAGUUGAGAUCUAUACUGCUACUCAUCGCAUGUUUUUUCCCAAGAUUACAGAGCUUCGCGAAUCAGCACGCAUGCACG
Cylicostephanus goldi is the source of this 1269-nucleotide messenger RNA. NCBI's taxonomy places the organism in Eukaryota, Metazoa, Nematoda, Chromadorea, Rhabditida, Strongylidae. The record is from the annotation of a GenBank genome assembly.